AUGAAACUCAGGGGCUCCGAAAGUUUGUUCUUUAGCCGUUUAGUGGAAAGCACACAGAUAAUGGUUUCAAUGAAACAGAUGAAGGUUACAUUAGUGUUCGGCUUACUGGCUCUCGUAUUUGUGGGCCAAACCGAGGCGCAAAGUCCCAUUUGGGAGAAUUGGCUGUCAUGCAGCAAAAUCGGUGCUAAAGCGGUUGCCAGUCUACUGAGAGAAACAAUCCCAACUGUUCGCACUCUGCUGAACUGUGUUGACUUCGACCCACCAGCCAAUAUUGGAAAUGGUUACCUUGCCAAACUUAAGUUAUACUAUGAGCUUCUGAGGCGAGGUGCGUUUGAAAAGUCCCAGUGCUUGCUUUCGCCACUAAAGCAUUCCGUGAGACUACUGAAGCCUUAUGUAAAAUCGCUUGAAACCAACAAUUGCUUGGGUCAAUAAAUACUGUUUUGGCCACAAGAAAAUAAACUUUCCUGCUUUAAGAGAGCACAGAAAUCAAGAAAA
Drosophila yakuba is the source of this 495-nucleotide messenger RNA. It is a transcript of the gene Acp53Ea, whose product is annotated as accessory gland protein Acp53Ea. The record is from RefSeq and is a predicted model, not a curated record. Bases 1 to 432 code for a protein of 143 amino acids. Lineage: Eukaryota; Metazoa; Arthropoda; Insecta; Diptera; Drosophilidae. The transcript has 2 exons.